Messenger RNA from Drosophila persimilis, 4097 nucleotides. Its product is annotated as mucin-5AC. The record is from RefSeq and is a predicted model, not a curated record. The transcript is spliced from 3 exons. NCBI's taxonomy places the organism in Eukaryota, Metazoa, Arthropoda, Insecta, Diptera, Drosophilidae. The coding region runs from base 508 to 3849 and encodes 1113 amino acids.
AAACCGCAGAACUCGUGAGCUGCGGACGUGUCUCGCUCGAUCGCACCACCGCGCCACCUGUUAAAUCCUCUCCAUUCGCUCUCUCUCGCACUCUCCCUCUCAAUCUGAAACUCAAUCUCCCGAUAGACUCCUCGUAGCUGCUAGUUGCAUCGUCGUCGGACGCGCGUCUUGGGGAUUCGUGAUAUCGUGUCGCAGUUUGAUUGAAUUUGAUGUGAAUAAUAGGCUGGAGAAGAGGCUGGAAUAUUACAUAUUAUUUGUAUUUGGCAAUACGGUGUUGUGCACACGCCGCCGCCGGCUCGCUUGCGUUGCCUUCGAUUUUGUCAUCGCCGCGGCUCCGAUCAUUGUUAUUCUGCUCCUACGCAAUAAUUAUUCGAACUCGCUCGCGGAUUUCGACUCUGUAUUUGGGCAAUGCCCAAUUCUAAAUUGUUAAUUGCGUGACAAAGACAACAAAUAACAAACAAAAAAAUACAACGGCGAGCAACUGUAAUUCCUACCCUACCCACGAAAAUGCAAAUCAAAAUGAAAAGACCACAGUGCGGCGGUGAUAGCUCUGCCAGCAUUACCGCUACGCUGAUGCUGCUGCUCCUCAGCGUCCACGCAGCCAUUGGAAGGCCUGAUGUACGGCCCUCGCCAUUCGCCUUAGAGCUGCAGCCGCCACUGGCGCAGACGGCGGAGGCAUUCAAUGUGGCCGGAGUGGGCGGCCAGAGGUCCGUCGACAGUUACGGCAAUCCGAUCGCGGGUCUGCGUCCCAUCGACACGCCCGACGGGCGCAAGGUAGUCAGCGCCCAGGGACUCCAGUUCGAGAUACCUACCUAUGCGUCCGGCAUCACGGAUAUCCGACAGCCGGCGGAUGAUCUGCUCCCGCCCCACAUUGGUGAGUUGACAACAGGAACAGCAACAGCAAGAGAGGCAGCUGAGGCUGCAGCCAGAGCGACGGCCAGUCCAACGCGAGCAGCAGCGACCAGCGGUGCAGCAGGGACUGCCGCGAACGGUGUACCGCAAACACCAACAGACACAACAGACACAAAUGCCUUGGUUGCACCACUCACAAGUACUAGCACCCGCACUAGCACCCGCUCACCCACACCCACAAUUAGCACCACUCAUGUAGAAGCACUAACCCCAGAAACCACAAAUGAAAUUGCGGGGAAGCUCUUUAAGCGCGAUUCACCUGAAACCCACAGCAAAGCCAGUUCCAACUCCACUUCCACUCAAUAUGCCAUUGCCCCGCCCAGUCCCCGUCAUUCCCCGCCCACUUUUACCCUGCUCCGGCUGAAUCCCUUUGGCCCCAACUCAAUCAUUACACAGAUUAGUACAGCAUCCCCAACCAGUCGCAGUCCCAGUCCCAGUCUCAAUCUCUGUCCUUACCCCUCGUACCCGUCCUCUCCGCCUUCCUCACUGUCUUCGAAUCCAAAUCCAGGAUCCAGACCUCUGUUAGAUGUGAAAUACUCAAAUACGAAUCCUUCCCAACUAGAUGCCAUCGCAGUGGGCCUGGACACGAGCACCGAUCAGAACUCAUUCGCACGAGCCCCAGCAUCCGUAUCCGCAUCCGUAUCUGCAUCUGCAUCCGCACCAGCACCAAUACCAGCCACAUCACUAACACCACCAAAGCAUAGCCCAUCCCCCAGCACGACGACUGUCACCACAGAUGUGGAGGUGGAACAGGCCCAGCUGGUGCCGAUCCAGCAGCAGCAAGAGGAGAGCGUCCAGGAGCCGCUGGUGGCCAGUGGAACACUGCCCGAGUAUAUCCGAGAGUUGCAGCAUCAGGAUCCGGACAUUGGCGGCCCAGUGCCAUGGACUCCGGCACCGAAUACAGCGCCCCUGAGUGUCAUCGCCUGGGACCUGUUGCCGCCGCAUCUCACAGACCCUGUCACCGCCCCUGCCCCGACCUUGGAGCCACUGAUAAUCACCGAGCAACAGCCGACGCGGUACGUGCUGGGAGUGGAGGAUCCUGCCAGUCACAACAUUCGCCUGAGUCUGAGCAGCGGCGAUGCCCUGAUGCCGGCGGCCCCUGUGCCGCACCAACAGACGCAGGGCCAGGUGUCGGUGGUGCCGCUGCAGCGGGAUGGACCGGAGGCUCAUGGAACCAAUGCACAUGUGGGCAGCACGACGCCGAGCAAUGCGGGUGGUAGAUUCCCCAAUCGCCAUCGCGGAACGGCGCACUAUAGCACCACCAGAAGCACGACGUCGACGCCAAGGCCGCGGAGUACGAGCACUACUCAGCCCCCAAUGACGACAACAACAACAAAAGCAACAACUACAACAACAACCAGCACAACUAGGAGAACAACGACACCAAGAAUAUUCACAACGACCAGAAGAACGACGACAGUGCAGCCAACGCCCCGCAGCACCACCCCCUUGGAUCCGUCCACCUUCUACAGACUGGACAACAACGAGGAGUACGCGUACACGCUGCCCCCCUGGCUGCAGGAAGUCACCGAUCCGGACCUUGACGUGGCCGUCACCUUUAUCGUGCCCAAGGACAAUGACGAGUACAACCACACGCUGGCCGACGAUCUGGAGCCGCCGUACGAGCCGUUCGUGGAGCUCAACAACAUUCAGUUGACGCCGCCACCGACGGCUGAGCCUGCGCCAUUGCAUACGACGCCGAGCACCACAACUAGUACCACCAAGGCCCAUACCCAUACCCAUACAACAACGCACAGCACCCAACCACAGCACACAACAAAAACACAGAAAACGAAACUGAUCACAACCACUCACAUCACAGAUCUCCUGAAAGGGGCAACGGGAACGGCAACCACGCCCAUGACAGCGGAGGACAACAGCCCAUUUGAUUCGUCAACGGUGCCGGCCUGGCUGCGGGACUUUGACUAUCCGGACGUGGGACCAGGAGUGCCCUACAAUCCGGACAACUUCAAGGAGGCAGCUUUGACGCAGCCGGCGGGAGGUAGUAAGCCAAUUGACUUUCGGCCCCAGGGCUUUGAGCCAGCAGCAUCACGCUCCCCGACCAUCCCACCAACACCAACACCAAUCCCGACCAGAGCAGCCCCAGCUGCGGCCUCCGUCUCCUCCGCUUUUCCAUCCAUAGUCUCGCUUCCGCUUCCAGGCACCGCCCAGGGCAUCGACAGCAGUCUCAGCAGCACCAAUGAGAGCCCACAGCCGCCGCUGGUACUGGUGCCGCCAGCUGACAAGCCCAGCGAUGACUCCACCUCGUCCUUCGCCUCCAGCAGCACGAGCAGCUCCGUCCCACAAAAUCCUAGUACAAACUCUAUCACCAAUUUUGCAGCACGCUCUGAUCCCCAAGGCAUUCAGUCCGCCGUCCAGAACCAGGCGCCUAAGGCCGUCACCGAGGACCAGUUCCCGCCCUUCAAUGCCGGCAGCUCCACUGAGGGCGUCACCAAGAAGGUGGAGUACACGAAGAGCGACGAGGGAAAAGUGAUCAGCACCCCGAUCAGUGCACAGCGCAAAGACACAUCGACGCCCCCCAGCAACACGGGCAAGUACACAGGAGGAUUUGGCGCCCCAGCGGGUUUGCUGCGGCCCCAGGCCCAAGGCACUUCCGGCUCCGGCUCCGGCGCCAACACCAAUCCCGGAGCAGCCAACAGUCCGGACAGCAGUGCUGGCACCUACGUGGCCGGAAACCAGCACGAAUUCAGUAACACACUCAAGGCCAACAGGGCUCGUCCUACUGUCAACCCUGGUCGCUACACCGGCGGCUUCGGUGCACCCAACGGUGUUCUCUCUGUUCAGGCCGAGCCAAGACCCUUCCAGCAGCCACAGCAGACGCAACAGCCAGACUCCACCAGCCAUUCGAGCCGCUUUGGCGGUCCUCCAGGCGUUUUGGUCCCAUUCGACAAUGUGCAGCGUGCCGGCGGCCAGUAAGCCAGAGGGCCAGAACGCGGUCACAGAUCACCGCAAAAACACUGUAAAUUAUUUAUAAUCUAAGUACGUGUACUUAUGUUAAAUCUUAGAAUGUUGUUGAUAAUGCAACUAAUUCCAUUCCCCGUGACCCUUUUGUAGUAACAAUCUAUACGAACCUUUAGAAAGUUUUCGAGUUUCUAUGUUGUAUGUAAGCUUACACUAAUGCGAAACGCUUCUUGAACAAUAAAAUCGCCUGUCGACUAUUGAAA